UUGGUUCGCCAUCGGUUUCCUGCUGCAGUAAGAAGGGCCGCGUCGAGACAGACUGGGAAGACUCAACACCACCACCUCCAAUAACUAUACUGUACAAUGAAACUGUUAACAUUAUCUCCCUCUCUCGAUAUCCGCUUUGUCACGGUUAUAUCGCUGGUGAUGGGCCUCUCUACUCCUGGACAAGCAGAAAUCACCAGUCUGGACUCAGGCAACAUUGAUGACGUCCUAAAUAAUGCUGGGGUGGCAUUAGUGAAUUUUUACGCAGACUGGUGCAGGUUCAGUCAGAUGCUCCAUCCAAUUUUUGAGGAGGCAUCGAACAUAGUGAGGGAGGAGUUCCCUAAUACCAAGCAGGUGGUGUUUGCCCGUGUCGACUGUGACCAACACUCGGACAUAGCCCAGCGGUACCGCAUCACCAAGUAUCCAACAUUGAAGUUGUUCCGCAAUGGGAUGAUGAUGAAGAGGGAGUACAGGGGUCAGAGGUCAGUGGCGGCCAUCGCUGACUUCAUCCGCCAGCAGCAGGUCGACCCUGUGAAAGAGAUACACUCAAUGGAGGAGGUUAAUACUGUGGAUAGGAGCAAGAGAAACAUCAUAGGUUACUUUGAAAAAAAGGACUCCGAUAACUACCACUCAUAUGAAAAAGUUGCCAACAUCCUUCGAGAUGACUGCACGUUCUUGGCUGCCUUUGGUACUGCAUGUGAGUCCGAGCGCUUCGGUGGAGACAAUGUAAUCUACAAGCCUAUGGGGGAAAGUGUCCCUGACAUGGUCUACCUCGGCUCACUCACUAACUUCGACCUGACCUACGCUUGGGCCCAGGACAAGUGCGUGCCUCUGGUCAGGGAGAUCACCUUUGAAAAUGGAGAGGAGCUGACUGAAGAAGGAAUCCCUUUCCUCAUCUUGUUCCAUGUUAAAGAAGACGCGGAGAGCUUAGAGCAGUUCCAACAUGAAGUGGCUCGCCAGCUCAUCAGCGAGAAAGGGUCUAUAAACUUCCUGCACGCCGACUGCGAGAAGUUCCGCCAUCCUCUGCUCCAUAUCCAGAAAACUCCUGCUGACUGUCCCGUCAUCGCUAUAGACUCAUUCAGACACAUGUAUGUCUUUCCCGACUUCAAAGACCUCGCUGUCCCUGGCAAGCUGAGACAGUUCGUGUUGGACCUUCACUCUGGAAAGCUGCACCGAGAGUUUCACCAUGGUCCUGACCCCACAGACAGCACGCCAGGAAAGGAGGAGACGGGAAGAGAAGUGGCCAGCAGCCCUCCAGAGAGCUCGUUCCAGAAGCUGGCGCCCAGCGAGACUCGCUACACCAUCCUCAGACGGGACCGCGACGAGCUGUGACCUCAACGGCCUUCCAGUGAUCCUGUGACUCAAUGCCACGCCCCGGGGUCAGGGAGGGGGUUAGGGUUGGGACAGGCCAGCGGGACAGAACAGCAACACCCAACACCCUUACUGAAGAGAGAGAUAGAGAGAUGGAGAAGAGGAGAAUGAAGAGGAAGGAGGAGGAGAAAAGAACAGAAGGAGGUGAAGAGAGGAGUGCAGUCCACGACACAACCAUGUUGGAAUAACCUAUAUUUUCAUAACUCUUUCACGUACAAUUUUUAUUUUGGAUCAAAAAGGAAGUGGGGUAAAGAAGAAAAUGUGUGAGGGCAGGGGUUAGGGGCAUUAGGACAUCAAGAGAAGUGUUUUUACUUUUAUUUUUUGGAGCUUGUAAAUAUGUUUGUGCUACAUGGGAGUCUCAUUGUUGGUCUAAAUUAAAUGCAGAGUUUUCUUUAUUUUAUUUCUUUCUUUUUCAUCACCUGGCUUUUUGUAGAAACCACCCCCCAGAACAGUUCCCUCAGUCCAGUUGUACGGUUCUUAUCUGUGGGUAGUCCAGUUCAGCCUGUCAGCCUGACCUCAUGGCUGCAUCUCAAUAUGACCAACUCUAGUCUAAUUCAUUUGUAUAGCACAAGUUAUAACAAUAUGCCUGUUUGAAGUAGCUUUAUCUCCAUAUCUUCUCCACACACGGAGUUCUGAAGGAAUAGAAAAAUAUUUUGAAAUACUUGGUAGGGGUAACAUAAUUUCAAACCAUGACUUGAGACAGAAGAUAAAGAGACAGAGCUACUCCAGCCUAUUGAGAUGCACCCCUUCUCUCCCUGGUACUAAAUGGCUAUAGAAUAUGUCUCUUACAGUGCUUAUAAUAAGUAUUGCCCCCUUUGACCUUUUUCAUGUGUUACUGUUUUACACACUGAAUCACAGUGGAUGUAAUUAGGAUUUCUUUUUUUAAAUACUAUAAUGUCAAAGUGAAUGAGCUUUUGGCCAUCAUACUAAAUUCUGUGUUUAGUAUAAGCCGAACACUGCACAAUACUAAAAACACACCACCCCCAUCAUGAAGCCUGGUGGUGGCAGCAUCAUGCUGUGUGGAGGCUUCUCUGCAGCAGGCCCUGGAAGGCUUGUGACAGUAGAAGGUUAAAUUGAUGCAGCAAAAUACAAAGAAAUCCAGGUGAAAACUUACAGCUAAAGAUGUAUAUUUUUUACAACAAGACAACCCCAAACAUAAAGCCAAAUCUACACAGGAAUGGCUUGAAAACAAACAUGUGAAUGUCCUGGAUUGGGUAAAUCAGUGUCCAGACCUUGGUCCAAUCCAGAAUUUUUCAGGACUUUAUAAUUCCUAUUCACUCAAAGUAUGAGCAUGUAACUUGACCAAAGUAACUUGAAAGGUUCUUCUUCGAAAAACCUCUCUUUGAAGAAUUAGUGUCCAGAUGUGUAAAGCUGUUACAGGCCUAAUGAAGUAGACCUAAGGCUGUAACUGUUGCCAAAGGUUCCUCUAUUAAGUAUUGUCUUGAAGGACAUAAAUACUUGUGCAAUCAGGAAUUUUAUUAAUUUUGUACCUAAGACCAAUUCGUAGAAAUUUCUGUUCAUUCUCUUAAAUGCUGAUUACCUCCACUACUGUAAAACAGUAAAACAUUAAAAGUCAAAGCGGGCUGGAUGCCUUGUAAUGGCACAGUAUUUGCCCUAACACCCCUGAGUUGUGAUCCCAGGAAUCAAAUAGAGGAGAAAAAAAAUGUUUUGAAAUGGUGUACUUUAAAAUGAUCACAAAUUUAUGAAAUGUUGUUUUUGCUGUUACCUGAAGUCAAAUGUGUCAUCAUGCUGGGAGAGAAAAGACUGCGUCCUUCCCAGUGUUUUAAAAAGCUGACAGAAAAGAGGAGAAAACCCAUGUGAUGAAUGGUGGAACUUUACAGUCUGCCACUUUAUACAAGUUCUCUUAAAACUGGUUUUGUCUCUUUAUAUGUCUUUGAGGUUUUGGUACAAGUCUAAGUCCCUGAGAUCCACUAAGCAUGAAUGAAUCCAAAAGCGGAAGCCAGAUUAAGAGUGUGGGGGACCCAUUGCUAGGUUUGUACUGUGCGCCCUGCCCUUCCAUAGAAGCCAACAGAUGCCUGCAUAGUGACAUAUCAGCUCACAUACGGGGGGGGGGGGGGGUAUGGAGUGUGUUGCCAUUUCUAAACCAGUCAUCUCAGAGGGGAAGAAGAGUAAAAAAAUGAAAAAGUAAAUUAAAAACCAUUUUACAGGAUAUUAAGUUGUCUGAUGUGUUGUAUGUCAGUCUCUCUGACCAUUACUGGUGUUACUGUUCUAUUUAUCCAAUGAAUUUCAUUAGUGUUGAAAAGAAACAUUUUAUUGAAAACCAGCAGCAGUACAAUCAAUACAUGGCAGGUUUUUACACUCCAAUCCCUGAAGUGAUCUGGACAGUGGCACUUUGGCGCUUUUUGUGCAAUGUUGCUCUCACAAAUAUAUAUACAGUAUAAUUUAAAAGCAGGACCACUUGAAUUUACAUUAUUAAGUAUAAGUAACACCACAGUGACGGUAGGCAAAAUAAACAUUUUCUCCAUACAUCAUUAUUAUUGUAUGUAUUCACAUUAGGAUAUUAUUUUCUGCAUAAAAGGAAUAUUGAGGCAUAAUCACUGGUGAAAAAGAAUAAUUUGAAAAAAAGAUGCUAGCUCGAGGAACACACAAACGGUGUUCUUGUUAGUGACAGCAUUUGACAGAAUGGUUGGGUUUGUUAAAUUAAUUUAUUUGGUGCCAAAGACUUCUUUAAGUAAUGAGAUGUGCGCACAGCCAUGUCAGGCUGACACAACCACACACUAAAAACUGUAGUGUAAAUAAUUCCUCAACUGUGUUCAGAAUAAAAAAAAAAAAAUCA
Molecule: messenger RNA, 4165 nt
Organism: Siniperca chuatsi (mandarin fish)
Lineage: Eukaryota; Metazoa; Chordata; Actinopteri; Centrarchiformes; Sinipercidae
Gene: erp44
Product: endoplasmic reticulum protein 44
Exons: 11
Coding region: 97-1329 (410 amino acids)
Source: RefSeq, a predicted model, not a curated record